AUUAACAAGUAUUGAGCCUUUAAAAAAUUGCACAGAUGAAUUAGCAGAGUGAAGUAUAGUAUGUGGUCAAAGAUGACGGAUGAGUAUGUUCAGAGUGAUGGUACACUGCAAAAGGUAUCAAAGUGGCGACCAGUAAAUAAAGAAGGAUCUUUUAAUGACCUAGUGAGAGGUAUUACACCUAACACUAUUGCUUACAGAAAUAGAAGCUGUUUCUGCUAUCCAUGCAGAAAUUCAUAUGGCAGUCAGUGCCUGCAUGAUGAAAUAUGUGGCUCUUGGAAGGUGUUCAAACUUCAGAAACAAAAUGUAGUGCAAUCUCAGUCAAAUCUUGAAGACUCUUUGGAUGUCAGUCCCAUAUGCUCAAAUUCAAAGGCCCAAACAAUUUCCUUCACUCAUCAAAAGUACAUUGUAAAUAGCUGUGUGAUUGUCAAGUAUGGGGAAAUAUUCUAUCCAGGUAUAAUUUUUUGCACUGUGUACCUUUUAAUUUCAAUAAACAAGUUCAAAGUAUGUUUUAGAUUGAAGUAUUAACUUUUCAACAUUGCUGGUAAUUUUUUCUAACAGGAGU
Molecule: messenger RNA, 562 nt
Organism: Biomphalaria glabrata
Lineage: Eukaryota; Metazoa; Mollusca; Gastropoda; Planorbidae
Exons: 3
Coding region: 61-525 (154 amino acids)
Source: RefSeq, a predicted model, not a curated record